Rotaria socialis is the source of this 1992-nucleotide messenger RNA. The record is from the annotation of a GenBank genome assembly. Lineage: Eukaryota; Metazoa; Rotifera; Eurotatoria; Philodinida; Philodinidae.
AUGGAAUUCAAAAAUAACCCUAUUGUACCUUCAACUGAUGAUUCACCAAUGUUACAUAUGAUCAAUUCAUCAUUCAAAGAUAAACUAAUUAAAGAACGUCUAGCAAGUUAUUCGAAGGCAUAUGAUAAUGCGCCACGUGAAUAUAAUGCAUUGAAGCCAUUAGAUCAAGAUCAAGCAAAUGGGUUUUCUGCCAUAUCAAAAUUACUUAUAACGCUUCGUCAACAAAUGGUACCUUAUCCAAAUGACUAUUUUCAAGGUCGAGGUAUUGUUCUCACUGUUGGCAAAUCUCAAUUACAAUUUGCGGAAGUCAAUUUAAAAAUGAUCGAAGUUAGUGGUACUCAGUUGGAUGUUCAGAUAUGGUAUUCAUCCACUCAAAUCUCAGAGAAAAACAUGAUCAAAUUGUUUGAUAAAGCACCUAAAGUCAAAUUAAGUAUAUGUUGCUUUGUCGAAGCUCAAUGCAGAACUCGUACAAAAACCUGGCAGCUUGACUCUAAUCGUGUCUACAGGCCUCUUAUAGGCCGUAUGAAGAAACAUUUUCCUUAUAAACCAGCAGCGAUUGUUAGCGCAACUUUUGCUGAAGUCCUAUUUCUUGAUUCUGAUGCCUAUGUUGUACGAGAUCCGGAAGAACUUUUUAUUUCUGAUCCAAUGUAUCUUAAAUUUGGUGCCCUUUUCUUUCCUGAUGCUUACACAAGUCGACAACAUCCAGUUGUAUGGAAGUUAUUGAAUACAACUUGUGGUGAACAUGAAUAUGAAUUGGAUAGUGCUACAAUAUUAGUUGACAAAAAGCGUGUAUGGGACGGACUUUAUAUGACAAAAUUAAUGAAUGAUCAUCAUAAAUUAUUCUAUGAAUAUGUAACCGAUGGAGAUAAAGAUACAUUUCGAUUAGGUUUUCGUUAUAUGGAUGUAAAAUACUACAUAGUAAUGAUACCAUGUGCUACUGGUUCGUUUAGCAAUCUUCAUUUUUGUGGUUGGACUCUUUGUAAGACAGAUAGUCUUGCACAACAUAUUUAUAUUAAUCAUGUUCAUUUGUUCAAACAUGAAGGCCUCCGUUAUAAUCGAAAUAAUUUAGGCUAUACUCGUAUUGGCCUUGGCGAUCCCAAUAAUAAUUCGUUUAUUUUUUCUCAUUGUCGAUAUCGAACAUUUUCUACAACUUGUUUUCGUAUUGUAGAAAAUCCGAAUCCUGAAAUUAAUCAAGACAAGUGUCAUAAAGAUCAAUUCAAAUCAAAAGACAUUGAAUAUCAUAAAUAUACGCUAAAUGAGUCUCUUUUAUUUGAAGAAUCAAGAAAUAAUCGAAUAAUAAUGAAAGAUCUAUCUAACAGUGACAGCUUUAUAAUAGAAUCAGAAGAUACUCUCGAUCUCUUUGAUGAUGAAAAUUCCGAUUCGGAUUAUGAUAAUGAAACUGAAGAUGAAGAAAAUCAAAAAGUACUUGAAAAUCAUCAAUUUACUUUAGAAUAUAUGGAAAAAGUUAUUAAUUUUGCACGUUCAGAUAUUUCCUUCACAACAGUACAACAUGUAUAUCCGCAACGACAAAAACUAAGACGAAUUGGAACUAUUGUAUUUGAAAGAUUUCGACGUGCUCGUGAAAAACAUUUACCUGUACAUGAGAUCGACAUUCAACGUUGGGAAUUGCGUGAGGCAAAAUUGUACAAUUUAUGUGACUGUUUUGCAAGUCAUCAUUGGCUUCUCAAUUUUAAGAAAAGUCAUGGUAUUUCCUCCAGAAAGGUGACAAAAUUUGUUUCAUGCCGGAAAACGGUUGAUAAAACGUCAAUUACAAUAGUCGCUGAUGAAUUUGUUGACAAAGUAUCCAAAUGUAUUCCGAAAUAUAAGUUGAAUGAUGUAUUAAAUGCAGAUCAAUCCAGUUUUCAUUAUGAGAUGACUUCGAAUCGAACAUUAUCUUAUGUAGGAGAGAAAGCCACUUAUGUGUCAGUUAUUUCUGUUAACGCUACGACUCAUUCUUACACAGUAAUACCAAUCAUCGAUGCUGUUGGUUAA